Molecule: messenger RNA, 1183 nt
Organism: Oncorhynchus mykiss (rainbow trout)
Lineage: Eukaryota; Metazoa; Chordata; Actinopteri; Salmoniformes; Salmonidae
Source: RefSeq, a predicted model, not a curated record
GUAUUUCCUCUAAACAUCCUACAACAAUAAGCUACUCAUCAUGUCAGAUGACAGCAAGGUAUGGUUCAUUUGCCUAUUUUGAGUUUAGAGGAGAAAUUACUAACAAUAUAGUAGGUCACUAACACAGCAAUAGGUCUCACUGGUUUGAUCCAUGGCCUGAAAUCUGACCACUAUUGCCGUUUUGUUUAAAAUAGGAGCGAAUAAGUUGUUUCAUAAAGUCACAACCUAGGACUGAUAUUGACCUCUUAUUUAUCCACCAGAGCGUGAAAUGGGAGGAUCCCCCGGAUGACCAAAAUAAAGUAGUGGAGAACAUGAAGGAUGAAACAGAGACACAUGAGACCAACAAGAACAGGACAGGAGGCAAGGCUAAACGUAAGUCCAGUGGCGGUGCCAAGAAGACUUCCGUGGAGGAGGACAGCAGCAUUGGUGCAGAGUCUUCUCAGACACCCGGGUGUGGUUUCCGGGAAAGGGGAUCUAUCAUUGAGCAGCUGGAGAAGGAGGCUCAGAAAACUCUAAUGCCUUCUCUCAAGAUUGGGACAUGCUGUGCCCCAAUCCUCCUCUCCUUCCUGAGGAGUCUAACUGAUGACCAAUGGAGAGUGAUUCAGCAGGGCAUGAAAAAUAAUCUCACAUUCGAGCAGCUCUCCAUGCUGUGUCUGAAGAUUGUUAAAGUCGUGACCCAGACAGCCCUCCGCAUUCUCCUACCAGCGGUAGCUCGUAUCAUGGGGGUGAACCUGAGGAGUGGGGCAACCUCCCCAGAAUCCCAGUGCUCUCUGACAGGGUCUGAGGAUUCCUUAGGCGGUCUGGAUGAGAGAGAGAAAAGGCUGCUGAUCAGUGAGAUGAACUAUUGGACUAAGGAGAGGAGGAGGAAUGGCAGUGCAGGAUGCCGCCAAAAAUCCACUCGCAGAACCUCAUCACCAUGCUGUUCGCCAAAGAGGUAUGUUCACAGCAAUAUUUCAACAUAAUAAUUGCAAGACCUGAUCCAUACUUAUCAUAAAUUAUUAACUUGGAAUUCACACCUUGUAGUUUUAAGUUCUGGUCAGAAAUGUUGCCACUGGGGGGGGUGGGUCCAGGUGAAAGUCAUUUUUAACUGGGUAAGCCAUGAAGUCAUCUAUGAAUAAAUAGAUCAGGUACAUGCCUUUCAGAAAUAAUCAUAUUCUGAUGUCGUACAAACAUAAAAAUCAGG